AUGGACGCGACGAGAAUCUUCGCGGUGUUGGCGAUCGCGUGGCUGGCGGCGGCCGGGUUCAAGGACCACGUGGCGGCCUUGAACGAGACCAGCCACCGAGAACUCGACGCCAUCGAGAACGAGGUUUCGCUGGCCAGCGAGGAGCGUGAUAGCCACCCGCACCAAUCGGUGCCCGGCAAACCAACGAAACUGGACGCGAACGUGAACGAAAUCGUGCGAACCGACCACGUAUCUCGAGGGGCGGUGGCCGAGAACUCGACCACGUCGUCGCCCCAGGAUCGGCGGGAGGAGGACGCGGCCGGCAACGCGACGUUGAGCACAGGGAGCGGAUGGCAGGACGGCAGGGAGAAGGGCGAAAAAGGUAAAAAGGAGCGGCGGCGGGGCGGCGGAGAGAGAGAGCACGUGGUAAAGAUACGUCUGAGGCAGGAGUUGGUAGCCGGUAGAAAAGCUAGAAACUUCUUGAACGCCAUCUUUCAGGGAAAGAGUUCCUUUUUAACAGGAUUCGGACUUGGUUUUCUAGCAUUCGGCCUGAAGAAGCUGCUGCUACCUCUCAUUUUCGGUGUACAGAUCAUUAAGAGCGUCCUGCUCGCACUUUUCCUGCCAAGUAUCAUAGGGAGUAUCGGUAAUAUCGUUGGAAAAGGUGUCUCCUCGUUCGCGCAAUCGUCUCACACCACGGCCCAGCCCGAAGAGAGUUUCGAGUUCAAGGAUAACUCCGAUCUGUACAACGAUGACUACUUGACCAGGCAGCCGGUAGGCACUCUGCCAGCCUCCGCCAUGUACGACGAAGGAAUGAUGCAGCCUCAAAAGGCUCCAGCAGAAAUCGCCUCCAGAUAUUCCUUCACCGAUCACAGAAUGACGCACGCUAACGCAGUCGCUGAUCGUUACUACACCAGGCACGUCGCUGCUAAUGGACUUUCUAAAAAGCAAGAUUUCAAGGUGUUCCACGAGAUUCCUACGAGCUCGUUGCUGUUGACCAACUACGAUCCCUUCUACUCGCCCCUGCUGUCCCGCCUGGACGCGGUGUUUUCGCGCCUCGGCCACACGAGCGAGGGUUGCAGGGAGUACGCCGUGUGCGCCAUGUAUCGAAGCCCGGCCAGAUACGCGCCCUACUCGAACCUGGUCUCGGCGCAAUUGUCCAGGGAGUUGAACGAGCUGAGGAGGCCGAGCAGCGACAAUCCGGACGUGCUCAGGUUCUUCCGGUACAUGAAGGCGGCCAAGGACGGACAGGAUGGGGUCAAGUGCGAGGCAGCCUACUCCAGUUGCGCGAUCGCGCGGGACGAUCAAAAUCUGAGGCAGAAUCAGGCGAUGCUCGCCACCUAUCAGGACAUCGACAAACUGGUGCACGCGAGGAAGUUGUAAGAUAUUCGGAU
Molecule: messenger RNA, 1370 nt
Organism: Apis florea (little honeybee)
Lineage: Eukaryota; Metazoa; Arthropoda; Insecta; Hymenoptera; Apidae
Gene: Osi24
Product: Protein Osi24
Source: RefSeq, a predicted model, not a curated record